AUGCACUGGGAUGGGUUCGCACGAGUGGAGCGUAGUGGUGCGGUGGCGCCACUCGCUUCGGCAUCGCUCACCCGGCCUCUCUCCCGUUGCACCACACCUGAUAUCGAACGUAUAUGAUCAUCUGUCCCAUUCCAUCAGGCGAAGGUCCUUUCUGGCCUCCAUCAAAGCGGGCGGCGACCCUAGCACCUCCGACUCACCCCAAAAUGCAGCCGCCCUCAGGGCCUCGGGAGGUGGUUUUGGGACCCCGACCAUGAAACGUGAGUGCGUGGGGGCCGUUUCACCGCAAACUCAGUGCUCACACGCCUUUCUCCAACAGCCUUCAAGGUUCCAGCAUCGACUACCUCGACGCGCUCAAGGCAGCUCGGUGGAUCUCGAUCAAAGUUCCAUGCCCCGGGCCAGAAGCGCGAGCGCGAAUACGACGAAAACACCUUCUACGGCGACCUCACCACCAGCAACGAGUACGACCCACUCGCGGCGAAGAAAGCUCGCAAGGAGGCCAAGAAGGCCGCCGCUGAAGCCAAGGCUGCCGCGGAGGAUGAUUCGGACGAUGGCAAGAAAGGAAGAGGAGGCUUCGUCGAUCGUUAUGUUCCCCCUUCGGCACCGCGACGAUUCCCCGUUUUUCGACCCAAAACACCUGAGCAAUCCUUGAACAAGGGUUUUUCGAUCCCCGGGAUGAAACGCAAGGGUCAACUCGUCGAGACUCGACCGUCGAAUCUUCCCCUCGGGACACGACGGGUCGGAGAUGUUCUCCCUCGACCUUUGUUCGACCCUCUAGAAGACCACGCCGUCGUGCUCUGGGAUCCUACGAUCGACGACCGCGAAGCUGAAAGAGAAGCCGAGAAGCAGCGCCUACUCCAACUUGAACGUGACAACGCCGACGACGCCGAAUUGGCUCGAGCUGAAGCUGAAGCCGAAGUCGAGCGCCGCAAGUACCAUCGCAGUCUGGCCGAGAUCCUCGGUAUCGUCAAGCUCGACGCGGACGCCAAGAAGAAGAUGAAAGUUCCGGUCGUCAUUGAUCCGAGGGUCGGCAAGGUCCUGCGACCACAUCAAGUUGAAGGCGUCAAGUUCUUGUAUCGCUGCGUGACAGGAAUGACGGAUGAGAAUGCUCAUGGGUGCGCUUUCGCUGAGUUGAGAAGUAUCUCGCUCUGAAACUGAUGCGGUCCUUUUCUUGCGCGAUGUUUACAACAGCUGUAUCAUGGCCGACGAGAUGGGUCUCGGCAAAACGGUAUGUACUGGGUAAGGCCUAAUUGGCUUUAAGCGAUCUCUAAUAGGGUUACAUCCGUAUCGCCACAGCUACAAUGCAUUACGCUCAUGUGGACAUUGCUCAAGCAAUCGCCUACUGCGAAUCGACCGGCCAUCGACAAGGCCAUCGUCGUGUGCCCGUCCUCGCUCGUGCGCAACUGGGCCAACGAGUUGGGUAAGUUCAUUCGUCUUGAUUUUGUUAACUAGCGAUGUUUCUCACGUCGUGAUGCUGCUCCAACAGUGAAAUGGCUUGGCGAAGGGGCCGUCUCUCCCAUGGCGAUCGACGGCAAGAGCUCGGCCGCGGACAACGUGGCGCAGAUUAGGCAGUGGUGUUCGAGUAAGGGCAAGAGUGUCGUCACGCCGAGUAGGUCACACCUAUGCUCUUGUUCCUCGUGAACCGUUCGACCCUCUGACAACGUUUUCUACCCGGACAGUUGUCAUUGUCUCGUACGAGCGUCUUCGGUCGUUAACAGAUGAACUGGGGCAGACCGAGAUUGGGCUGCUGCUCGCCGAUGAAGGGCAUCGUCUCAAAAAUUCGGGUACGUGGAAGCUUCAUCGCACUCGCACGUGGUACUGCUCUAACCCCUUUUCUUGGGCCAUUGCCGCAGACAAUCAAACGUAUACGGCUCUCAUGUCGAUCAACUGCAAGCGUCGCGUCAUUCUCACCGGUACACCAAUUCAGGUCUGUACACAGGUGUGCGCUUGACAACGAUCCCGCCCGCAGCACGUUGACGAGGAUCGCUCCUACCCCAACAGAAUGACUUGAACGAGUACUUCAGUCUGCUAUCAUUCUGCAACCCCGGCUACCUCGGCACGAAACAAGAGUUCCACAAGUGCUACGAGAUGCCGAUCCUGCGCGGUCGGGAUGGUGAAGCAACGGAGAAGCAACAAGAGGUCGGCAGCGAGAAAUUGAAAGAGCUGAGCACCAAAGUCAACAAGUUCAUCAUCCGACGCACGAACGACCUCUUGUCCAAGUACCUUCCCGUCAAGUACGAACACGUCGUCUUUUGCGCCUUGUCGCCAUUCCAACUCGCCUUGUACCAACGCUUCAUGCAUGCUCCAGAGACGAAGAAAUUGCUGCGCGGUCAGGGCUCGCAACCCCUCAAGGCGAUCACGAUCCUCCGCAAGUUGUGCAACCACCCCGACCUGCUCGACUUCGACGAAGACGUCCCCAACGUCGACGACCUCUUCCCGCCCGGCUACAACCCUCGCGAGAAACGUCCACGCUACAAGAUCCUCGAAACCGAGUUGUCGGGCAAGCUCGCCGUCGUCGAUCGGUUCCUCGAGAAGAUGCGUCGCGAAACGAAUGACAAGAUCGUCCUCAUCAGUAACUUUACCCAAACGCUCGACGUCCUCGGUCAAUUGUGCUCUUCUCGAAAGUAUGGGUUUUUGAGGCUCGAUGGCACGAUGAGCACAGACAAGAGGCAGAAGUUGGUCGAUCGAUUCAACGAUCCGGAGGGGAAGGAACUCGUCUUUUUGCUGUCGUCCAAGGCGGGAGGCUGUGGGAUCAACUUGAUUGGCGCGAAUCGACUUAUUCUGUUUGAUCCUGGUCAGUCUCGCGUGAGAAUCCUUGAUUCCGUCGGAUGAUCCACACUGACGGGUCCUCAUCACGCUGCAUCGGCAGAUUGGAACCCUGCCUCGGAUAUGCAAGCCCUCGCUCGUGUGUGGCGCGAUGGGCAGAAGAAGAACUGUGAGCUCCCGCUAUGCUUCGCGAUCUCGAGUGUCGUUCUUCGCUCACCGCAUAAUCACACCUGUCUGCUCACAGGUUUCGUCUAUCGUUUCGUCGCAACUGGAACGGUCGAGGAGAAGAGUGAAUUUUGUUCUCACCGUCUAAUUGUGCGAUGCGCUGAUGCUGAUCAGUGCCCCUCAUUGAUCGCAGUCUUCCAACGCCAAUCGCACAAGCAGAACCUCUCCUCCUGCGUCGUUGAUUCGAACGAGGAUAUUGAGCGCCAUUACUCGGGUGAUAAUUUGCGUCAAUUGUUCCAGUACAAAGAGUCGAAAUGCGAGGUGCGUCCCCUAGUCAUCGGGCCGGAGAACGAUUUGGACCUUGAGGCUGACAUACGACCGUGUUCAGACGCACGAGCUCUUCAAAUGCAAGCGCUGCAAGAACGGCAAACAAAUGCUCAAAUCGCCCGCGAUGUUGUACGGCGACACAAGCACGUGCGUACACCAUUUCAAUUGCCACCUCUGAGCCAUUACUUCCUUCAGUGAAAAGCUCAUGUGUAACCUCCAUGGUCGUGCACCCACAGGUGGAACCAUUUGAGUAACGCCUGUCUCGCGAAUAUCCAUGAUGAUCUGUUGAGGGCCGAGACGGGAUUGGAUACGGUCACGGCGUGCUUUCAGUAUAUUUCGACCUGA
Messenger RNA from Microbotryum saponariae, 3600 nucleotides. Lineage: Eukaryota; Fungi; Basidiomycota; Microbotryomycetes; Microbotryales; Microbotryaceae. The record is from the annotation of a GenBank genome assembly.